Messenger RNA from Manacus vitellinus (golden-collared manakin), 418 nucleotides. It is a transcript of the gene KCNE2, whose product is annotated as potassium voltage-gated channel subfamily E regulatory subunit 2. The transcript has a single exon. The coding region runs from base 24 to 377 and encodes 117 amino acids. Lineage: Eukaryota; Metazoa; Chordata; Aves; Passeriformes; Pipridae. Gene Ontology annotation, biological process: regulation of ventricular cardiac muscle cell membrane repolarization; negative regulation of delayed rectifier potassium channel activity; membrane repolarization during action potential. Gene Ontology annotation, cellular component: membrane. Gene Ontology annotation, molecular function: potassium channel regulator activity; transmembrane transporter binding; voltage-gated potassium channel activity involved in ventricular cardiac muscle cell action potential repolarization. The record is from RefSeq and is a predicted model, not a curated record.
GCGUGGUGUUGUCCGCAGCGAGGAUGGCCGAGGUGAAGAACCUCACCUGGGCGGUGGAGGACAUUUUCAAGGACACCUUUCUCAGCUACAUGAACGGCUGGAGGAGGAACAUGACGGAGGCGGCGACCAAGCUGCAGGCCCAGGUGGCGGCCGAGAACUUCGACUACGUCAUCCUGUACCUGAUGGUGAUGAUCGGGAUGUUCUCCUUCAUCAUCGUGGCCAUCCUGGUGAGCACCGUGAAGUCCAAGAGGAGGGAGCACUCCAACGACCCCUAUCACCAGUACAUCGUGGAGGACUGGGGAGAGAAGUACAAGAACCAGGUGCUGAUCCAUGAAAAUCCGGGAGCGAGGGAUAAAACGAGCCCCGAGUCCCCCUGAGCUUCGGGAAACGCCGGCGGGGAGGAAAUCAGGGAGUCACA